GGCCCUGCCGCCGUCGGUGUUUGUGUCCGUGGGCACGCAGAUCCGCAAAAACGUCUAUGAUGGGUCGUGCACCAACCGGGUGGUCAUCGAGAAGCCAUUUGGCCACGAUCUGGAGUCCAGCCGGGCGCUCAGCAAGUCCAUCGGGGCCCUGUUCGCUGAGGACGAGAUCUACCGCAUCGACCACUACUUGGGCAAGGAGAUGGUGAAGAACAUCCUGGCCCUGCGCUUUGCCAAUGUAUUCUACGAGGCUGUGUGGGAUCGCCGCCACAUCUCCAAUGUGCAGAUCACCUUCAAGGAGCCCUUUGGCACGGAGGGCCGCGGUGGCUACUUUGACGAGUUUGGCAUCAUCCGCGACGUCAUGCAGAACCAUCUGCUGCAGGUACUGAGCAUUGUGGCCAUGCACCCGCCCAAGUCGCUGCGCUCCGAGGAUAUUCGCGACCGCAAAACCGAGGUACUGCGCCGCAUCCUGCCGAUCCAGCUUGAGGACACACUGCUCGGCCAGUACGUGGGCACACGCGACAGCAACAGGCCUGGGUACAAGGACGACGAGACUGUGCCCAAGUCUUCCAUCACGCCGACAUACGCGCAAUGCGUCUUGCAUGUGGACAACGACCGGUGGCGUGGCGUCCCCUGGGUCAUCAAGGCUGGCAAGGCGCUGGAUGAGGCCAAGAUGAUCAUCCGCAUCCAGUUCAAGGACAUGGUCAACGCGCUAUUCCCCAACCUGGCUCGCAAUGAGCUCAUUCUGCAGGUCAGCCCCAAAGAGUCCGUGACGAUCAAGACCAUCGUCAAGGAGCCCGGGCUCUCCACCAACCUGGCCAUGUCCGAGCUCGACCUCACUUACCACAAGCGCUAUCAGGACCUCAAGAUCCCCGACGCUUACGCUACGCUGAUCCUGGACGUACUCAACGGCGAUCACUCCAACUUUGUGCGCAGCGACGAGCUCGACGAGGCGUGGCGCAUCUUCACACCACUGCUUCAUCAGAUUGAAAAGGAGGAGGUCGUGCCUCUUCCCUACGAGUACGGCUCGACAGGCCCCAAGGGUGCCGAUGAGUUCCCCACAGAGCGGGCCGGAUACAAGCCCACGGCUAAGGAGUACCACUGGGAGCCCAAGACCGCAGCCAACGGCGGCAAGCUUUAAAAAACCCCAGAUGAUAAAAUCCCAGAAUGCAGAAUUUUCAUUCUGGCAUGCCACAUGUCUUUGAUAAAUACUGGUAUUUUUUUAAAAAAAAUGUUUGAUGUAAUAUCCCGUAAAUACGGGAUGCGUGCACAUGCGUGCACAUGCAUGCAAUUGUUAUUUAAUAGCGAAAAGCCAAUUACCGCCAGGAAAAUCGCUAGCUUGUCCGAACAAAAAAGAGAUUGUUCACGACCGGAUUGGCUGGUUUGCAUGUCUUUCGGCGUCCGAAAAAAGAGAGAGAAGAAAACAAAAUAGGACGGGCGAACAAUGCAGCGGCAGAAGUGAUAGAUUGGAUGCGUUUGCGACAUUUGCAUUCUGGAAGGCUCAUCCAAGCAUUUUUCUUUUGACACAGCACAGCACAGCACAGCACAGCACAACCGACGAAUAGCAGGCAGCGGUCAACAUGAGAAAGAACAACACCA
Molecule: messenger RNA, 1596 nt
Organism: Kickxella alabastrina
Lineage: Eukaryota; Fungi; Kickxellomycota; Kickxellomycetes; Kickxellales; Kickxellaceae
Product: glucose-6-phosphate dehydrogenase
Exons: 1
Coding region: 200-1138 (312 amino acids)
Biological process (GO): glucose metabolic process; pentose-phosphate shunt, oxidative branch
Cellular component (GO): cytosol
Molecular function (GO): glucose-6-phosphate dehydrogenase activity; NADP binding
Source: RefSeq, a predicted model, not a curated record